Messenger RNA from Eutrema salsugineum, 2437 nucleotides. Its product is annotated as subtilisin-like protease SBT3.11. The transcript is spliced from 9 exons. The record is from RefSeq and is a predicted model, not a curated record. NCBI's taxonomy places the organism in Eukaryota, Viridiplantae, Streptophyta, Magnoliopsida, Brassicales, Brassicaceae. Gene Ontology annotation, biological process: proteolysis. The coding region runs from base 75 to 2333 and encodes 752 amino acids. Gene Ontology annotation, molecular function: serine-type endopeptidase activity.
AUAUUCACCAAAACGAAAAGCCGUGAGACAUUGACUGGUCUCUUGUGUGUUUUUUCCUUCUCCAAAAGGAAAAAAUGGGCUCUCAAGUCUCAUGGUGGAUUUUUUCGGUGAUAAGUCUUGUGUUGUUUCUCAACGUGGAGUUAAGCAUUGUAGAAGGAGGAACCAAUGAAGAGACUAAGGUCUAUAUUGUGUACAUGGGAGAAAGAAAGCAUGAUGAUCCGGAGCUGGUAACAGCCUCACAUCUCGACAUGUUGGAAUCCCUACUUGGAAGCAAAAAAGCUGCGAGUGAGGCCAUGACUCACACUUAUCGGCAUGGUUUCUCCGGUUUUGCGGCCCAUCUUACGGAUUCUCAAGUUAAAAAAAUCUCUGAGCAUCCGGAUGUCGUUUCUGUGACACCCAAUGGUCACUACGAGCCGCAAACAACAAGAAUGUUUGAUUACUUGGGGCUUUCUCAAAGCAUACCAAAAGGACUUUUCCAUGAUGCCAAGAUGGGUGAGGAUGUCAUCAUCGGUGUCUUCGACUCAGGCGUGUGGCCAGAGUCGCCGAUGUUUAGUGACAAAGGUUUAGGGCCGAUCCCGAGUCGGUGGAAAGGGCACUGUGAGGAUGGUCAGGAAUUCGAAGCAAAGAAGCAUUGCAACAAGAAGCUCAUAGGAGCAAGGACUUACAAACCGCAAGUCAAAAUAUCGGACAGCGAGUACAUGUCUCCGAGGAGUAAGGACGGUCACGGGAUCCACGUGGCCUCCAUAGCGGUGGGCAAUUUCGUCCCUAAUGUGAGUGACAGCGGGUUCGGAGUGGGCACGGUGAGAGGUGCGGCACCUAAGGCACGUCUCGCGAUCUACAAAGUGUGUUGGAUAAAAGAGGAUGGGUCAUGCGCUUUCACGGACAUACUAAAGGCCAUGGACGAUGCCAUAGCGGACGGGGUGGACGUGAUGACGCUCUCAAUAGGAAGACCGAUCCCUGUAUUUAAUGAAGUCGACGAAGGUAACAUCAUAGGGUAUGGAGCGUUCCACGCCAUCUCAAAGGGCAUUACAGUGGUCGCUUGCGCAGGAAACACCGGGCCUGAGGGUUACUCGGUCUUGAACAUAGCUCCAUGGAUCAUAACAGUUGGUGCCACCACUAUUGACCGUUGGUAUCCCACACCUUUGACACUUGGCAACAAUGAGACCUUAAUGGGACGAAUCCCAUCUAGGGAUAAGGAGGUUCAAGCAGGUCUCAUGUACGCAAUGUUUGCACGAGAUAUAACGAAAGAAUCAGCAAUGGGAAAAGUGGUACUAGCUUUUAUAGUUAAAAAUGGAGAUGCGAAAAAUGAUUAUUUGACCAGUGCUACUCACGCUCAAGCGCGGGGUGUAAUCUUUGCCUCCAGAAGAAAUGAUGUUAUCACAUUUUCGGAAGCUCUGAUAAUACUCGAAAUAGACUAUGAACAGGGGACUACAAUGUUGAAGUACAUACAGUCCACCAGUUCGCCGACCAUAAAAGUAGGCCGUUCAGUCAGAGUCACUGGACCAGUUAUAGCUACUAAGGUUGCUGAGUUCUCAGGCAGAGGACCCAAUUCCGUAUCUCCGUCCGUUCUCAAGCCCGAUGUGGUAGCGCCAGGUGUUGCCAUACUAGCAGCUUCUAACCCAAAUAUAAUGGGCCACGAGGACGGAUACUUUACUGAGACGGGAACUUCAAUGGCAACACCUGCCGUAGCCGGGGUGGUUGCGCUACUCAAAGCUGUGCAUCCUGACUGGUCUCCUGCCGCCAUUAGAUCUGCUCUCAUCACUACAGCUUCCACAACGGAUCCCUAUGGAGAACCUAUCUUCGCGGACGGAUUAUCACAGAGACAGGCUAACCCUUUUGAUUACGGGGGUGGAUUGGUGAGCCCGAACAAAGCAGCAGACCCUGGUCUUGUCUACGAUGCAGACGCAGAAGACUACAGGCGUUUCCUGUGUGCUUCUGAUUACAACGAGGGAAUAAUCGCAAAACUAUCUCAGACAACGUAUAAAUGUCCGACUACAAAGCCCUCUGUAUUCGAACUCAACUUGCCUUCCAUCACCAUUCCAUUCCUCAAGGAAGACGUGACUCUCACAAGAACCGUCACCAACGUUGGACCUGUCGACUCCCUCUACAAACUCGUCGUUGAGCCUCCUUUGGGUAUCAAAAUCUCCGUCACACCCAACACAUUGCAAUUCAACUCCAGUGUGAAGAAACUCAGCUACAAGGUCACCGUCUCCACAACUCACAAAGCCAAUUCCAUUUACUACUUUGGUAGAUUGACUUGGACUGAUGGCUCUCACAACGUCACUAUCCCAUUAUCGAUCAGGACAGAGAUUCUGAAGAAUUUCAACUUUUGAGUUUGUAUUGCUUCCAAUAUUAUCAUAUCUGUCUUCUAAACUCAAAACGUUGUGUAAAAUAUAUACUACUUUUGCGUAAAAAGCAUAUAUAUAACAACACAAUU